Messenger RNA from Humulus lupulus (European hop), 1251 nucleotides. RefSeq lists its product as uncharacterized. NCBI's taxonomy places the organism in Eukaryota, Viridiplantae, Streptophyta, Magnoliopsida, Rosales, Cannabaceae. The coding region runs from base 143 to 973 and encodes 276 amino acids. The transcript has a single exon. The record is from RefSeq and is a predicted model, not a curated record.
CUAAUCUCUCUCUUCUUCCUAUUUCAUUUUCAAAUUUGAAAUCAACACCUCAUAUACAUAUAUAUCUAUAUAUAUAUAGUGGUUAAUAUUUGAGAGAGCUAACAAAAACAAGAACAUAUUUUUUUUGAGUAAGAAGAAUAUAAUGGAGAAACAAGCCAAAUACCAAGACAUAUUGAAAUUCUUGCCCAGAGCAGCUUCUGUGAUCACUUUUCAAAACCCACCAUUUAGUCCAAACAGAGAUAAUAAGAUGAGAUCGGACAACGCAAGUAAGCAGCUAAAGCUGGCCCACGGAAGAGGAUUUUCAGGCCCAAUAAUCUCCAUGAUUCCCGACGAGGCUCGGAGAAAGCCCAAGAACGGAAGUUACGCCGAUCAAGCCCAAGAUCAGGAGCCGACGUCGCCGAAAAUCUCAUGCAUGGGUCAAAUCAAGCACAGCAACAAGAAGAAGAAGAAAUUGAAGAAUAAUACUAAAAACAAACGAGUUUCCGCGCCGGCGGCGGUUCAGGAAGCUAAGCCGGUCGCGUGGUCACCGCGUGAUGUGAAGAAGCACGCCUCGGCCAUUAAGAGGAUGUUCAUGAGUAGUAACAGUAGAAAAUCUAAUGCUUCUUCUGUUGAUGAUCAUCAUCGUGAUCGUGAUGGUGAUGGUGAUGAUCAUCAUAAUAAAGCAACGCUUACUGAUAGAGCUACUUCUUUGAGUCAAAUGAAGCGGUUCGCUAGUGGGCGUAGUGAUCCUUUUGCGAGUUUUGAUUGGGCGGCGGCUCAGGUUACACCGGUGGACUCGUAUCACCAGAAUAUUUGCUAUUUGGAUCUUGAAGGGAGUGAUCAAGAGGACGAAGAAGAAGAAGAGAUUAUGGUUCCGUUCUCGGCGCCUAUGGUGGUUGGUGAAGGAGUCGCUUUACAGCCAAGGAAGGAAAUUAAUCUAUGGAAGAGAAGAACCAUGGCUCCUCCUAGGCCUCUUGAGAUCAGAGCAAAUUAAUUAAAUUCAUUUAUUUCUUUUUUUUCUUAUGAUUUUUCUUUCCAUUUUGGAAGGGUACUUUUGUCCAUAUGAUGAAUUUGUAAGGAAACUGUAAUUGCAUUGGUUGGCAUAUGUAAUAAUGCUAUAUAUAUAUAUAUAUGUAAUGUAUUAAACCAAUUUAAAAGUUACAUGAUUUGUUUGUUUAAAAUUUAGUGUUGUAAGAAAAGAAAAGAAAAAAAAUUACAUGAGUUCUACAUAUUGAAGAAAUGCAUAAUGCCAAGUAACCUUUUAUAUCAUAA